AUGCAGACAGAGCUCUUCGGCACGCUGGCCACCGGCGCCCGCCACCGCGCCCUCCUGCCCGUGCUUCGGCGCCCCUCGCCGGCGCCGUGGCGCUCGCUGCUGCAGUGCCUCGCCGCCGCGGCGGGGGGGCGUCGUGAGGAGGAGCCCGACCCGCUCGUCGGGCGGCGGCUGCCCGACGGGCGGUGGGUCAAGGCGCGGGUGCUCCCGGCUGAGGGUCAGGCGGAGGCGAGGUACCUCUGCUGCAGCGGCUCGGGCCGCCGUGUGGAGCACUCGUAUUUGGGCGCAGGGGAGUGCCGGCGGCUAAUGGGUAAUGUCGACGGCCGCACGGUUGCCCCUGCCGCGAAGCGCGAUUGA
Molecule: messenger RNA, 354 nt
Organism: Emiliania huxleyi CCMP1516
Lineage: Eukaryota; Haptophyta; Isochrysidales; Noelaerhabdaceae
Exons: 1
Coding region: 1-354 (117 amino acids)
Source: RefSeq, a predicted model, not a curated record